GUUUGGACGCUGGACGCCAUGUUGUGGAAACUAGCAGAUAAUGUCAAAUAUGAAGAGGACUGCGAGGACCGGCACGAUGGGAGCAGCAACGGGAACCCGCGGCUCCCCCACCUCUCGGCGGUCAGCCAGCACCUGUACAGCCCCGCUCCUCCGCUCUCCCACUCGGGCGCCUCCGAUUUCCAGCCUCCCUACUUCCCUCCCCCAUACCAGCCUCUGCCUUACUCCCAGUCCAGCGAUCCUUACUCUCACCUCGGGGACCCCUUCUCCAUCAACCCGCUGCACCAGCCUCCGCCACCGCCCCCCAGCCAGCAGCAGAGCGCCUGGCCCAACCGGCAGAGCCAGGACCCCGCCGGCCUCGCCCCCCACGGCCGCCCCGGCCUCGUCCCCCAUCUCUCGGCGCUGGAGAGCGGCUCCGCCAGCGGCCGCAGGGAAACGUACAGACGCUCCGAGCUCCUCCUGCCCCACGGGCAUGGGCUGGACGCCUCUGCGCUGGCUGAUAACCUGGGCCUGCACGACAUGGCCCACCAGAUGGAGGAGGUGCAGAAUGUGGAAGAUCAACACUUAUUAAUGCAUGACCAGACAGUCAUUAGAAAAGGUCCCAUUUCCUUAACGAAGAACAGUGCUCUGAGUCUACCCUGUCAAAAAGAUGGAUUAAUUGGAGUGGUCAUAAACCCCAAUGAAGUAUUCUGUUCGGUUCCGGGGAGACUUUCCCUCCUCAGCUCCACAUCGAAAUACAAAGUGACAGUAGCAGAGGUGCAGAGACGGCUCUCGCCCCCCGAGUGCCUCAAUGCCUCUUUGCUAGGAGGAGUACUCAGAAGAGCCAAAUCUAAAAACGGUGGCAGAUCAUUAAGAGAAAAACUGGAUAAAAUUGGCUUAAAUCUUCCUGCUGGUAGAAGGAAAGCUGCAAAUGUGACUCUGUUGACAUCUUUGGUGGAAGGUGAAGCUGUACAUCUUGCUCGUGACUUUGGUUAUGUAUGUGAGACAGAGUUUCCUUCCAAAGCAGUGGCUGAAUAUUUAACCAGACCACACAUGGGCCGCAAUGAAAUGGCAAACAGGAAGAAUAUGCUUCUUGCUGCAAAGCAGAUUUGUAAGGAAUUCACAGACCUCCUCACUCAGGACAGAACUCCUCUUGGAAACACAAGACCUAGUCCCAUCUUGGACCCUGGCAUCCAGGGCUGUUUGACUCAUUUUAGCCUCAUUACACAUGGCUUUGGAAGUGCUGCCAUCUGUGCUGCCAUGACAUCCGUCCAGAACUACCUAAAUGAAGCAUUAAAAAUAGCAGACAAAACAUACAUGAACGCUGGCGACCAGAGCCCUGCAGAAACCAACAAAAGCAUUGAUAAAAUGGAUAAGCACAGGAAGUAA
This is a messenger RNA of Calypte anna (Anna's hummingbird), 1365 nucleotides long. RefSeq names its product transcription factor AP-2 gamma (gene TFAP2C). Lineage: Eukaryota; Metazoa; Chordata; Aves; Apodiformes; Trochilidae. Gene Ontology annotation, cellular component: nucleus. The coding region runs from base 19 to 1365 and encodes 448 amino acids. Gene Ontology annotation, biological process: regulation of cell population proliferation; regulation of transcription by RNA polymerase II; anatomical structure development. The transcript has 7 exons. The record is from RefSeq and is a predicted model, not a curated record. Gene Ontology annotation, molecular function: RNA polymerase II transcription regulatory region sequence-specific DNA binding; DNA-binding transcription factor activity, RNA polymerase II-specific.